AAAAGAAUUUAUUGACAAAAUACGUAUUAAGUUGAUUUUAGUUUUUUUUUUUUUUUCUUUAGACAAAUUAUAAAGAAAUUUUUUAAAAAAUGAGUGCACUUGGAAUACUAAUAGUUUCUAUUAUUAUAAUAAGUUUAUGUAAAUGUAUUGCAAGAUUAAUUAAAUUUUUUAAUUUUUCUAUCCUAAUUAAUAAAGUUCCUGGUCCGGCACCGUAUCCAAUAUCAUAUCUUGCACUGAGUGGUUGGAACGUUAAAGAAGAAGAUCGUUUUGAAUGGAUUGUUGGUGUUCAUCGAAGAUUUAAAAAUGGUAUUAUGAAACUCGCUGUAUUUUUGGACGCAUAUAUUUUAAUACGUAAACCACGACAAAUAGAGGUUAUACUACCAAAAACAGAAACAAUAACAAAAGCUUAUCUAUAUAAUACAUUUGGACAAUGGUUGGGUGAUGGUUUAUUAACAUCGUCAGGCGAAAAAUGGUUUCACAACAGAAAACUUUUAACGCCAGCUUUUCAUUUCGGUGUUGUUGAUCAAUUUAUGGAAACAAUGUCAGAAAAAGCUGAAAUUCUUGUUCAAUGUAUAGAAAAUGAAAUAAAAAUGAAUAUUGGAAAAUCAAUUGAUUUUUAUAAGCAUUCUGUCAGAUGUGCACUAGAUAUUAUUUGUGAAACUUCAAUGGGUGCAAAUAUGGAUGUUCAAAGGAAUCAAGAUAUACAAUAUAUCAAAGGGUUAGAUGUUUUACUUUUGGGACUUACAAAAAGAAUUUUUUAUCCAUGGUUAAAAUGGGAUUGGAUAUUUUAUCAAACAAAAUUAGGAAAGGAUUGUCAAAAAUCUGCAGAGAUGAUGAAAAAUUUUACAAUUGCGAUUAUUAAAAAACGAAGGCAACUUCGAAAAAUGAAAAAUUACGAGGACACACAUGAUGAAUUUGGUAAACGACGAAAGAAAGCAUUUUUGGAUUUAAUGUUGGAUUUGGAUGAAAAUGAAAAAGUUCAUAUGACGGAUGAAGAAAUUAGACAGCAGGUCGAAACAUUUAUGUUCGCUGGUCAUGAUACAACAGCAUCAGCAAUAAAUUGGGCAAUUUUUAACAUUGGAAACAAUCCAGAGGUUCAAAAAAAGAUACAUGAAGAAUUAGACACAAUAUUUGGUGACUCAAAUGAACCAGCAACAAUGCAACAAAUUGCUGAACUCACAUACCUCGAACGAGUUAUUAAAGAAAAUCUCAGACUCUAUCCCUCAGUACCAAUGAUUGGACGACUUUUGACCGAAGAUACUGAAAUAGAUGGUUAUACUAUUCCUAAAGGUACAAAUAUUGGCCUUUUUAUAUUUUGCCUACAUCGUGAUCCAGAAAUAUGGCCCGAGCCUGAAAAAUUCGAUCCCGAUCGAUUUCUACCAGAAAAUUGUCGAAAUCGUCAUCCUUACGCUUACAUUCCAUUCAGUGCAGGACCGAGAAAUUGUAUAGGAAUGAAAUUUGCAAUGGCAGAGCAAAAAAUUGUUUUAACAGCAAUCCUACGAAAAUGGCAUGUUAAAAGUGAAAGAAGUCCAGAAGAAAUGAAACAUCAAGCAAAUUUAAUUCUCUGUCCACAUAAUGGAAAUCCAAUUUAUUUCUAUUCACGAUAAAUAAUAAUAGUUUUUUUUU
Molecule: messenger RNA, 1626 nt
Organism: Leptopilina boulardi
Lineage: Eukaryota; Metazoa; Arthropoda; Insecta; Hymenoptera; Figitidae
Product: cytochrome P450 4C1-like
Exons: 10
Coding region: 90-1607 (505 amino acids)
Molecular function (GO): iron ion binding; oxidoreductase activity, acting on paired donors, with incorporation or reduction of molecular oxygen; monooxygenase activity
Source: RefSeq, a predicted model, not a curated record